AAUCUUCAAUGGCUUUCUCACUUAAUUUCCGUCUUUAGUCAAACGAUCCUUUUUGAACGGUUUUGAUCAACGUGUUGACGUUGGAUUGGAUACCAACGUUCAAUUCAACAUCUUCUCAACGAUCAUCGUCGUCAUCAUUAUCAUCAACAAAAGAUCACGCGUUUAUCGUGAUUUAGAUUUAUACCCUAACAAAUACACACACAUAAUAAUAUACCCACAAUCUACAAAUGGCCUCUACAGCAUCUUCAAGGAGGCCUCCUCCAUUGCGAACAGUAUCUUCUACUCCCACACGUAAACCGCCUCCAAUUCCACCUCCUACUUUGCCUUUAUCUCGUUCUCAACAAUUGGCAAACGCAAUCGCAGCUGCUGAAGCACAAAUGAAAGACGCUCUCGAUCAAUCACAAAAGCAACAACAACGUCAACAACAAGGAACAGAGUCAAACAACGCAGCAGAUGUUAUAUGGCAAGGAAAAGGCGCUUCUUUAUUCGAAAAAGGUUUACCUUCUCCUGUCGGUAAUCAUACUUCAAACGAAGAUUCACAAGGUGAAUUUGCCGAUGCAGAUGAAGGUUUCGAUAGCGAUGAAGCAAGAAGCGUAGAUGAUAAUACCACAUUUACAACUUUAUCCACUUCUGGCAGUACAACAAAGAGAUCAACAUCAAAUACAAUGCCGCCACUACCGUCGCCUUCUUUACGAAAAGGUUCGCUUCCGGCCGCUCCAGCUCGCCCCCAACGUAAAGCACCGCGAAACCCACAUCCCAUCGCAGAUGAAAUUGAAAUGGAGGAAAACGAUGAGGAUUGGGGUGAAGACGACAUGGAUGCAGGAACGACAUAUGGACAUGCUAGCAGAGCUUCUAUCGGUUCAAGCAUUUGGGCUGGAAGGGGAAAGAAGAAGAAUUUCACAGAUGAUGCAGAUAUACCCGCUUUACCUUCUCCUGAUCUAUCCGUGAUAGCGCACAAAAGCAAUCCAAAAGUACGGAAAGAUCGAAUCAGUAUGGCAGAAACAAGCAGCGUAUACAGUCAAGGAGGCGCGACUGAUUGGAAUGAUGAUGCACAUCAUCAAGCACUGGAACAAACGCCACCUUUGGAUAAGAUACGUCAAUUGGGCUCUCAUAUGUCACCUCAAUCUCGUGAUGAUGAAUUCGAAAUGAUGGAUACUCAAAGUGUAUAUGAAGGUAGAAACAGCAUUUCUUCAAAUUCUGCCGGUCUCACUUCGCCUACUUUUGCACCAAACACAGCCGAGCCUGAACGUAGAUUACCCGAUGGUACAUUGGUUCCCAAGAUGCCACCUUUGCCGCCUCAUCAUUAUUCUCCCGAUCCAAGUUCCCAGAAUGGUGUUCAAAAGAGAGGCAAGAAAGGACGAAGAAACCGUUCACCCAUCCUAUCAUAUGCAGACGGAGAAGAAGAAGAAGAACGUUUAGUGCAAGAGCGUGAAUUGCGUGAACAUGGUGGUAUCGGCGGAUUGCAAACAACCGCAACCGGUAUGGGACCAAAAUUGAAAAAGAAUUCUCCUGCACCAUGGGAAAUGGAUAAUGAUUUGGAUUUGGAUAGCUCUGCUUCGGUAGGCGGAAGUAGCACUGGCGCAAAAAGAUCGACUGAUGGACCUUAUUCCGGUUUACACUCGCGUCCUUCUAUGGAACAUUUGUUUGCUUCUGGAAUGAAAAAUCCUUCCAAUUGGGCCCGUCAAAGUAUGGAGCAAUUCCGUAAUCGAUCGGUCUCAAACGGAGGUACACCAUCUCCUAUGCCUGCUGGCCAUGCAAACCAUCCUGGUGCGUCAAACAUUUCACUUCCUUCUUCAAAGUCUACUACUGCUUUUCCGGGCAAUCCUUCUAAUCCAAUUGCUCAAGCUUCAAGCCCCUUAGCAGGUAUGCCAAAAGGUGCAAACUGGUUAGAUGAUGAGCCUUCGUCACAAAUGGAAAAUGCACCUACUGGAGAUGAAGCGCCUUCUAGACGUUCACGAACAAAGAGCAUUUCUGGAAGUGCAGCAGGCAUGUUGAAAGGUUUGGGCUUGGCUUCUAGUGCUGCUCCGGCCAAAAAGGCAUCCUCUUCACGUCUUGCAAAGGCGUUUCAACGAGGCAACAAGAAUGGACCGCAAGGUGCAUCACUGCCAGCAGAAGGUAAUCGUAAACAAUCUCUCAAUCUCAGCAGAGGUAUUAGCUCUGAUGAUUACGCUCAUUUACCGCCUUCGCCUACUUUACAUCAAAACAAUAUCAAUUUACAAGUAGCCAAUGGAUCUUCACCUUAUAUGAGUCAUUCAAGUGCGAAUUCCCAUUCUUCUCUUUCUCAUCGGUCGGAUGGCUCUCCUGGUCUUGCAAGCUUUGUGCCAGCGACAGCUGUUCCUCCGAUGCCCAAAAGAAGGACGAGCAAUGGAGCAAGUACUCACUCUGUCAACCAGUCUGGCUCAGCUGUGCCCAAUUCAAGUGCAGACGGACAUUCUCUUACCGGUUCAUCUUCUAGUCAUAACUUACAACAAAAAUUAAACGGAGGCUUGCAUAGAGCAGAAAUGAUGGAUAUGAUCAUGUCUUCAAAUGCGAAAGCACGUGAAUCACAUCCUCGUAAUCCAACUGAAGGAUCUGUUGCAGGCUCAUCAGAUACUGCAGCUGAUGCAACUUCUCCUCAAAGACCUGCUCUUAACAUUCAAAAGGCAUCUCCGAAUGGCAAAAAGACUGAUUCUCAAGAUUCUAGUAAUACAUCACCCAAACAUGCAAUGCCAUACAAAAACACUUUUGGCUUUGGAGGAAGCGCAGAACGUGCUUCGACCGGUGUUCCGCAUCAACAGAACCUCAAGUCACAGCAAGCAGGUCAAGUACGCACAAAAGUUGUAACAACUGGACCAGAAGGAGAGUUGCGUUCGAAUGAAAGCAUUGGAAGUCAAUCACAAGAUAGUCAAAGGUCAGGAGAAAGAAGUGCAAAGCCGGCUGAAGGUGGUGCCACUUCAUUGCCAAAAUUGCCUAGCGUUGGUGCACAUGAUGGCGUUCCAUACAAAUUGAUCUCUUUGGAGGAGGCACGUUUGCAACAACAAAGGGCAAAUCAAUCCGCUGAAACAGGACCAGGAUUGCCUACGUCCAAUUCCGAGAAGAAUAUGGGUCUCAUCUUGAACCAAGGUGAACCUAUCACUGGCUCGGAGCGCGAGAGAAGCUUGAAGAAUAAGAAAAGUGGUGGCUUCUUGCGUAGGUUUGGAAAGGAGAAAUCUGACAAUAACCCAGACAAUGUCGGUCCUAUGCCUUCUUUCGCCCCUCCCAAUCCUUCGCAGAACGUGUUCCAACAAGGUGAAUCAACUGCUGUUCAGGCACCUCCAACUUUAUCAGUCCGUCCGAUGAGCUCGAUGUUUAGCGGAUUUGCUCCUGGCUUUAUUGAUACUUUGGCAGUCACAGAGGAAGGUGACGAAGAUGCCGAAAGACAAAAUGAAUCGAAUGAUCCAAACGGAUUCUUGUCGCCUUCCAAUGCAGUUCAACGUACCCUUGCGCCACAUUCACCUGCCAUAACUGUUGCAUCAGUGGACAGUGGAACAUCGGGAGCAGAUUAUUACGAUGCUCAUGAUGUCAUCACAUCCAAUCCCCCCGUUCAACAAAAUAAUCUCAAAGCACCCUCUUCAACUGUCAAUGGCGCCAAAUUACGAGCUCCCACCUCUGGUGCAAAUGGAAACCCUCCCACUUUUGUUGCCCAUAUGUCCUCAAGACCUUCGACGGACAGUACGCAAAGCGACAAUUCAUCCGCUUUGGGCUUGGUGAGCGGAUUCCCCAACCUUCCAACUACUGGGCAUGGGGCUACAGCGGCUAGUCUGACCGGUAAAGAUCGAGUUGAAGGCACGAUGACCGCAACACCCAUGUCUUCCGCAAAUGCAGAUGGAAUCUCGUCAUUAGCAUCGGCUACAAGAUCGCGUGCAUUGGAAAUUGAAGCAAAAAUGACCGAACUGCAUGCUGAACUUGUGAAAUUGCGUGUGUUUGCAAUUGAUAGCGGAUUGGCAAAACCUGUUCAACAAAUUGGUUCUCCUGAUCUGGGCAAUAAUAAUGUUUUAGCAACAAAGGAAAUCGAUCCUGAAUUAUCGGAAAAAGAAAUCGCUCAACAAGAAGAUGCUUUACUCAUUCCAAUCGAUCCUUGUUCUCAUUGUGGCUGUCACUGCGCAGAACAAAAGAGACUUCAAUCUUUGAACGAAUUGGCAAUCUUGAAAGGGAUCAGUGUUUUGGAUCGUGGUCGUGCAUUGAAACCACUUGCCGGUCAAAAUGGAAGCAAAUUUGGCGGAUACCUUGACCGUUGAGAAUACAGAAAUAUACCAUGACAAUACCUUAUUCAAUUCUUUCAAAUUACCAAUCUAGAUAGCGAAUAUGUUAUUAGACUAUACCUGAAUUAUAAUUCCCGUU
This is a messenger RNA of Meira miltonrushii, 4359 nucleotides long. RefSeq lists its product as uncharacterized. The coding region runs from base 228 to 4256 and encodes 1342 amino acids. The transcript has a single exon. The record is from RefSeq and is a predicted model, not a curated record. NCBI's taxonomy places the organism in Eukaryota, Fungi, Basidiomycota, Exobasidiomycetes, Exobasidiales, Brachybasidiaceae.